AAACAAAUAAAAGGAAAAAAAGAAAAGGGAUAAAAAUACAAAAGCAGAAAAGACGACAGGAGAAGUUCAGGAUGCGAGGAUUCAGCUCAGCAGCGCCGUCUGUGCUGCUGUUGGUGUUGCUCCAAGUGGUCAGCUGGCAGCUGGGAGAGGCGGACUUUGAGCGGGAUGAUUGCACAGACCUCAACAUGUCGUCCUGUGAAUGCGCCGUGUUGGUCUCUGAAUACGACAUCAGUUGUCCCGGCAAGAGUUUCAAUCCCAAAUUCAAGAUAACCAUUCGACCCGGUUCGACAGUGCAAAUCGAAUGCAACGUGACGAAUUCAUCGGAAUACAAACAGAUGCCACAGUUGAAUAUUGGCAGCAUUAAGACGGUACAGAUCCGACGUUGUCCUCUGCCCCUGCAUACACCAAUUGCGGGUAUUAUGGAUCAUUUGGGUAUUGUGAAUGCCAAGGUUUUGAUCUUUGAGGGCAACGAUCUGGGCAUGAAUGUGACUAAAACACAUUUGGAACGUUUGCAGAACUUGCAACGUCUGCGAUUUGCUGCCCGUCAAUUGUUUUACAUUCCCGAGGAUUUGCUAGAGAAUAUGCAUCACUUGAACUGGCUGGACAUGCGUGCCGCCAAUUUGGUGGAGUUGCCUGCAAAGUUGUUUGCCGACAUGGGCAACUUGGAGUUCCUCGAACUGGGCAGCAACAAUUUGAAGCAGCUGCCGCGUGGCAUCUUCCAUGAUCUACAUAGACUAAUGCAUUUGAAUCUGUGGAGCAAUCAGUUGCACAAUCUCAGCAAGCAUGAUUUCGAGGGUGCCUCCUCCGUCAAGGAUAUUGAUCUGCAUAAUAAUGGCAUUAUCCAGCUGCGACAUGACGUCUUUGCCCUGCUCACCAACAUGACGGAGAUCAAUUUGAAUGGCAACAGCUUUCGGUCUCUGCCCGAGGGUCUUUUCCAACACAAUCUGAAGUUGCAACAGGUGAAGUUGCAGAACAAUCGUGGAGAGUUGCCAAUACUGCCAUCAGGUCUCUUUGCCAAUCUGCCAGAGUUACGUAAUCUCUAUCUGCGCUGUGAUCUGCAAACAAUUCCCGCCGAUCUCAUUGAGAAUUCAAAGGCACUCGUAAGCAUUGCACUCGACGAAAAUAAACUGGACACACUGCCUCUUCAUUUAUUGGAUCAUCAAGUGAAUCUUGUGAAUCUAGAUUUACAUAAGAAUCGUUUAACUCAUCUGCCCGAGGAAAUCUUUAUUCACCUGACAAAGUUGGAGAACUUGAAUCUGGCUGAUAAUAAGCUAACUGAAAUUUCCACCAAACUUUUUAGCAAACUGAGCAAUCUGAAAAAUCUGCAGAUCAACGACAAUCAGUUGAUACACAUACGAAGCAAGGCAUUUAUUGGGAAUCCUUCGUUGCGUCAGCUGAACCUGGCUAACAAUCGCAUCGAUCUGCAGGAAUAUAUGACGAACAGCGAGGCAGUUAGAGAUAUUGGAUCUCCAUUUAGCCCUUUAAAGAAUCUGACCAAACUAAACUUGAGAAACAAUUCAUUGAUGCUCGUCUUCAGCGAUUGGAAGUAUGCGAUGCCUGAGCUCCAGGAGAUCGAUUUGAGUUACAACAACUUGGCUUGGUUGGACUAUCCCGAUUUGGACUUUGUGUCCAAGUUUGAUCUAACCGUCAAUGUGACGCACAAUCAAAUUAGCACUGUACGCUUCUACAAGCAGGCGGAAUUCCCGCAGCUGGAGAAUGAAUCGCGUCUUGUGCAUGGCGUGAAAACAGUUCGCUUGGAACUCAAUGAUAAUCCUCUAAAUUGUGACUGUACCAUGUUGCGCUUCCUUCAGUUUGUACGAGGAUCUGACAGGUUUGAUUAUGCCAGGCAUUUGAUAAUAGACACAAAUCGAUUGACUUGCCAAGCACCCAAAUUUCUGGAGCAUCGUGCAAUCAGCACGGUAGAACCAAAAGAUUUGCUCUGUAAAUUCGACACCGCUGAGGAUCCGAAAGAGAGACGUUGUCCGCCCAAAUGUGAAUGCUUUGUGCGAACCUUUGACUUGACGCUGAUCAUCAAUUGCUCCAAUAGUGAUUUUACAAAGAUACCCAAAUUGCCACGUCUCACAUCGAAUCUUGAAAAGUUGGAGCUUUACAUGGAGAAUAAUACGCUGCUUAAGCUGCCGGAUAACCAGGCACCUGGAUAUGAGAGUGUGACAAGUCUUUAUCUGGCUGGUAAUAACUUGACCCACGUGAAGAUCUCUCAGUUGCCCAGAAAUGUCACGUAUGUGGAUAUGCAACGUAAUCAGCUGAUGCAUCUCAAUGCCAGCAUCUUUAGUUAUUUCAAUAGCAGCAAGCUGCAGUUGCGUCUCUCACAGAAUCCUUGGAUCUGUGACUGCGAUGCCACGGAACUGUUGUAUUUUACGCAGUCGAGAAAGAAUCGAGUGCUGGAUGCAGAAGAUAUUUAUUGCAGUGAUGCUGAGAUGCCCACACGUUUGAUAGAUCUCAGCAAAUCUGAUCUAUGUCCGCAGCCAGCGAGUCUGCUCAUUGCCAUGAUUGUGAUCAUCUCGUUAACUGGUUUUCUUGUUGGCAUCACUGCGGCCGUCUACUACAAGUAUCAGGAUGAGAUUAAGAUCUGGCUCUUUUCGCGCAACUUGUGCAUGUGGUGGGUCAACCAGGAGGAGAUCGACAAGGAUCGCAAAUUCGAUGCAUUCAUUUCGUAUUCUCAAAAGGAUCAGAGCUUCAUUGAAAAACACCUGGUGCCGAAACUGGAGCAUGGCAACAAGAAAUUUAAGCUCUGCCUGCAUGGAAGAGAUUGGCUAGUGGGUGGCUUUAUACCCGAGAACAUUAUACGAUCCGUUGCGGACUCAAGGCGAACCAUCAUUGUGCUCAGCUCGAACUUUAUUGAAUCAGACUGGGCACGCAUGGAAUUCCGGGCAGCGCAUCGAGCGGCAUUAAAUGAUGGCGUCUCACGUGUCAUUGUCAUCAUCUACUCGGACAUUGGUGACCACAAGAUGCUGGACGAUGAGCUGAAGGCUUACCUAAAUAUGAACACCUACAUCGAAUGGGGUGAUCCAUGGUUCUGGGACAGAUUAAUCUAUGCCAUGCCGCAUCGUGGUCCCAACCGAAGCUCGAGAAAUUUGAUUAAAAGGUUGCUGAAACGCUAUCCAGAUGACAAGCUGGAAUUAAUUAAGCCAUCGCCAGUGUCACCCACAUUGACCACACCGCCCGCUGAAACCACCAAGAAUCCUUUGGUGGCCAAAUUGAAUGGCAGCACACCACACACGGCCAUCAUGGUUGGCAAUGGCACCAAUGGCCUAUCGAAUCUAUAUGCGCCCAAUGGCAAGGCCCAUCAUCAUCAUGGCAAUGGACACAUCAACGGCGCCUUUAUCAUCAACACAAAUGCCAAGCAAAGUGACGUAUAGAACUGGCAUAAAUUGGAGCUGGAGCCCGACGAGGAGCUCUUGUUUCAUUGAGCAGGCAUCUAACCCACUCACUUCACCAACGCUAUGACCAAUUCCAAUUCCAGCUGAAUGUAUAAAGCUUAGACAAAAUUUUUGUAUCAAAAAAAACUCAAAUUGCACUCAUAUUCAUUUCAAUGCAAACGUAUGAAUUUAUUUAUGUGUGUGCGUGUGUGUGUGUGUGUGUGUGUGUGUGUGUGAAUCUGAUCGUCUAGCUGCAUUCUUUAGAAUAGUUUUAACUAGAAAUGCAUACGGCAAUUUUUCCAUGCACUUAAUUGGUGAAAAUUUCUCAAUUUUCAAUAUUUCAUGUGGCCUUUGUUGACAUAAAAAAAAAAUUAAAAUCGAAAUCGAAAAACAUAUUAAAUUUGAACAGAAAGAAAGCAACAAUUGUAAGAAUUUAAGCUAUUUAAGAGCUUAUCAUUCUGUUUAGUGUUAUUUACUUAUAGUGUAUUUAAGAUAACUUUAAGCCUCGUAAUUAUUUGUACAUUUAUUAUACCUAUUAUCCAUAUGGUAAUUGUAAUUAUUUUAUAUUUAGAUCAUCGCACGCGAAGCUUAAAGAAAUAUCACAAAUGAAUAACUUUUAUAUUUGACGAGAAAUAUUAUUUGAUUUUUGCACGAAUCUCAAGUUUUACUUAACAUUUGAACAAAUUGAGCUUUAUUUUGUACAAUCUAUUAUCGUUAUAAGCUAAUGAGUAAUGCACAUGCAAUAUACAUACAUAUGACGUAUCCAAAUAGUAGCAUAUAAACUGUGCCGUGUACUGAAUGUAAUUAAAAAGUAAAAAAUAAAAACAUACCGACAUUUUA
This is a messenger RNA of Drosophila innubila, 4220 nucleotides long. It is a transcript of the gene Tl, whose product is annotated as protein toll. Lineage: Eukaryota; Metazoa; Arthropoda; Insecta; Diptera; Drosophilidae. Gene Ontology annotation, biological process: immune response; toll-like receptor signaling pathway. Bases 72 to 3380 code for a protein of 1102 amino acids. Gene Ontology annotation, molecular function: transmembrane signaling receptor activity; protein binding. Gene Ontology annotation, cellular component: membrane. The transcript is spliced from 3 exons. The record is from RefSeq and is a predicted model, not a curated record.